Messenger RNA from Spodoptera exigua (beet armyworm), 1016 nucleotides. NCBI's taxonomy places the organism in Eukaryota, Metazoa, Arthropoda, Insecta, Lepidoptera, Noctuidae. The record is from the annotation of a GenBank genome assembly.
AUGCUGAGCAAAGGCCUCUUCUCACACGGAGAAGGUUUGAGCAUUAAUCACCACGCUUGCUCAAUGCGGGGUACGUCGAGUACAGUGGACGUGUCGUCCCCGUCUUCGGUGCUGGGCGGUCGCGAGGCGGUGGUGGAGGCGCGCUGCGUGGUGCGGCUGGAGGUGGGCGGGCGCGGCGUGGCCGUGCGCUGCGGCCCGGCGCGCCGCCUGCGCCACGUGCUGCGCCCCGUCCUCGCCAAGUACGCCGCGCCACACGCCGCGCGCGCCGUGCUCAGGGCCGGCCGUCUGCUGCACCCUGACACACUCAUGCAGGAACUAGACGGCGCUCGUCUCCAAAUAGUGGAAGUAUCAGAGAAUGGCGAAUACCGCGCUGCUACAGCGGAGUACGAGGUGGACGAUGACGCAGACUCACUCAGCGACCUCGCCGUCAGGUUGCAGGACGACGCCAUGAAGCAGCCCGAUGAAGUGAGCGUGGGCACGGCGAGUGGCAGUAGUCGCGGCAGUAGCGGCGCCGGCCGCGUCCGCGCCGCCCUACGACCCGGGCCUCCGCUACACCAUCACCCACCCGAUUUCCUAGAGAAUCUCAGAGAGACGCAACGGCAGAGGCUACAGAGCAAGGGCUCGGUGUCUCCGCCGUCGUCCCCCGGUCCACAGCCCCGCAGCCCCCCUCCGCUCCCCCCCAAGCCGGCGCAGCGCGCGCCCCCUACCGUCGUCUGAGCGCACCACUCGCCGGUCUCGGCGCAUGAUCACCUCACACGACUUCUCCAAGUCACACUUGGGAACCGAAGUAGCCGACCCACAGCUCACAAGACGGACGGAAUCCGUCGAGAACUCAGUUUCUGACACAACUGAGACUAAUGAGCCAUGUCGGCCCCUGUCUGUUGACUCCAUGUCAAGGUUGUCGAAAUACUUCGAACACAACAAACAUUCUGACCUUACAUAUCUGUAAUUUAAUAAGAAGCUUUACACGGAUGAGAAUGUUGAAGGAAUUGUGUAAAUAUAGCAGUUAACGAGCU